GAAACUUUGGCGGGGCUUCCUGACACUCUCGCACGCACCCCGCCAGUUGUGUAUACCUUGAACAAGAGCUUGGAAUUCUUGCCGCGGUCCACACUGCCCGCUAGAGAAACUUCACAACCUUCUUAAAUCGAUUGCUGCGCAAAGAAGCCCAAUUCGGCGGCAUGCCUCACGCUACGCUGCCCUCCCCGGGCUUCCAGGCCCUCAUUCUGUGCGGGCCUGGAGCUUCCCUCGGUACCUUCACCUCCUCGCCAAAGGACAUACCAAAGGCUCUUCUACCUAUUGCAAACCGACCUAUGGUUUGGUACCCAUUGGAGUGGUGCUACCGCAUGGGAGUCACAGAUAUCACAAUAGUCACUCCUCCAGAGUCACUAGAAGCCAUCGAAGCUGCCAUGUCCCAGAACCCGCAUCUCACAUCGCUCCCCUCACCAAAGCCCGACCUGAUUGCGCCGAAAGACCUGACACACGAGACCGGAACCGGGCACCUCUUCCGGCUACCCGAAGUGCAGGAUGCUAUCAAGGGCGACUUCAUCGUGCUUCCCUGCGACAUUGUCUGCGAAUUAGACGGCACGGCGUUGGCGGACGCGUGGAUGGUCGAGGAAGCUGGACUCGGCGCUGCGAGCGGGGGAUUGAAAGACACGGGGAAGAUACCCAUAGGUGUCGGCGGCGAGAAACUCGGCAGGAGAGGCGGCCUAGGCGUGUGGUACCAGACCAAGGGCGAAGGCAGCAAAAAGGGCGAAGAGACAGACUUCAUCGCGACCACACCUCUCCCGACACCAAUCGUCCCGCCGCCAACAGAUUCAUUACGGCGCGACAUCUCAAACCUCGUCUACACGGUUCCGACCGAUACCCUAAACGACAUCACAGAAGAGAACAAAUGCUUCCCCGUUCGGCAUUCCCUCAUCCGCAAGCACGGCCGGAUAAAGAUGCUCACCACACACCGAGACGCCCAUAUCUACUUCUUUCCCUACUGGGUCCUAGAGAUGAUAAAAAAGAACGAGAAAUUCGAAAGCAUUAGCGAGGAAGUGCUAGGCUGGUGGGCAAAAUCGGGCUGGCAAGACGGGCUAGGAGAAAAGCUCGGCCUGCGACAGGUCUUCCAUCCCGAGGACGGCUCGGGCAGCGACUCCGGCUCGCAGGUCGUCGAGGAGGAAAUCGACGUCUCCAAGUUCAGCACCACGUACGCCAACGGCCGCGCACACAACAACUUAUCGCCAACACCAACGACGCUGGCUUCAAGAGUACGAGACUCCAGCGUCUCUGGAGCAGCCAAGUCCAUCACCCCAUACAAACCGAAACUCACCAUUCCUCCCAUCCUAGCCUACGUGCAACCAUCGGAUCCCUCCGUCCCGCUCAUCCGCCGCGUCGACACCGCACACCUCCUCCUCACCAUCUCCCUGCGCCUGGCAAAGCUCCCCUCGAUCGAAGAAGUCGGCCGCGACGCCGCCUCUCCCUUCGCCCACGCCACCAAAAUCGCACACCGACACACCAUCCCGAGGAAGUGCCGGAUAGAAGCCGAGAACUCCCUACUAGCCGAAAACAUCGUCGUUGAAGAGAAGUGCAACGUCAAAGAAUCCGUCAUCGGCCCGAACUGCAAGCUCGGCGAGGGCGCGCGGCUCCUCAGGUGUCUGUUGAUGGAUGGCGUGGAGGUCGGCGCCAACGUGCAGCUGACGGACUGUAUACUAGGGCGGAGAUGCAAGGUUGAAGGCGGCGCGGCGAAGGGGGAUGAGAGGACGAUAUUGAAGGAUUGCGAGGUGCAGGACGGGCAGGUUGUUGAGUGGGGCACGGAAGCGAAGAAUGAGAAGUUCAUGCGGUUUGAGCUGCCGAGCGAUGAUGGAGAGGAUGAAGGGGGAUUUGGGGAUGAUGAGAUGAUGAUGGAUGAGUCUGAGGGCGUCUCGCAGCGGUAAUGUGAUGUUUUUCCCGAGCGCUGUUCGAAGGAGGCGGUAUAUCGCUUGAAAAAGCAUUCGAAUAUCCCACCCACCC
Trematosphaeria pertusa is the source of this 1977-nucleotide messenger RNA. RefSeq lists its product as uncharacterized. Gene Ontology annotation, biological process: cytoplasmic translational initiation. Gene Ontology annotation, cellular component: guanyl-nucleotide exchange factor complex; eukaryotic translation initiation factor 2B complex. The coding region runs from base 162 to 1901 and encodes 579 amino acids. The record is from RefSeq and is a predicted model, not a curated record. Lineage: Eukaryota; Fungi; Ascomycota; Dothideomycetes; Pleosporales; Trematosphaeriaceae. The transcript is spliced from 2 exons. Gene Ontology annotation, molecular function: translation initiation factor activity; guanyl-nucleotide exchange factor activity.